ACAUCUUUUGAAGCGGACAAGGUCAAAAGCACUCUGCGGCAAUUUGUACGUGAUUGGAGUGUUUUGGGGGCAUCAGAGCGCGAAGCUUGUUAUGAACCAAUGCUCGUGGCCCUAGAUAGCUAUACGGAACAGUUAUUGCCCAAGAUUAUAGAUCGGAGACAGAUUCGCGUCCUCGUGCCAGGGUGUGGACUGGGUCGACUUGCUUGGGAGGUAGCUGAUCGAGGCACUAUCCUACCAUUCACCAUAUCAGGAUAUGUAUCGCAAGGCAAUGAAUCAUCUUAUCAUAUGAUCAUGGCUUCAAAUUUGGUCCUCAACAACGCUAUUUGUCUCGAUCAAUGGUCAAUUUAUCCUUUUGUUCACUCGCUUUCAAAUCAAACCUGUCAGGAGGACCUGCUAUCAGAAGUCAAAUUCCCAGACCGAUUGUCUUCAAAUGAAUUCAAUGCUGAAGACUUUGGAAUUUCUAUGGGAGAUUUCACUGAAAUCUUUACAAAGCCCGAAGAAAAAGACAACUGGGAUGUUAUCCUCACUUGUUUUUUCAUUGAUACUGCUAAAAACAUUGUCGAAUAUUUAAGAACGAUUCAUCAUCUUUUGAAACCUGGAGGGAUGUGGGUAAACCUUGGACCUACACUAUGGCACUACGAAGGAUCAUCCAAUCCGAUGGACACGUCAAUCGAAUUGGACGUAAAUGAAAUCAAAGCGCUUUGUCAACAAAUGGGGUUUGAAUUAGAUCCCAACUAUGUAAGAAUCCUCUAA
This is a messenger RNA of Melampsora larici-populina 98AG31, 753 nucleotides long. RefSeq lists its product as uncharacterized. Lineage: Eukaryota; Fungi; Basidiomycota; Pucciniomycetes; Pucciniales; Melampsoraceae. The record is from RefSeq and is a predicted model, not a curated record. Gene Ontology annotation, molecular function: S-adenosylmethionine-dependent methyltransferase activity. The transcript is spliced from 5 exons. The annotation marks the transcript as partial.